AUGAUCGCCUCACUUUCUAGAGGGAGUCUUCUGGAUGAUGUUCUUCACGGAGGCUUCAACGAGCAGCAGCUGGUGACAUACGUGUCCUGGGUGAACAAUCAGCUCAAGAGGAAAGCAGGACUCAAAACCAUCUCUGAUCUGAGGCACGACCUGCAGGAUGGAGUUGUGCUCACACAACUUAUUGAAAUAGUUGCUGGGGAAGUGUUGGAGGGUGUGUAUCCGGCGCCUCAAAACAAAGAUGAAAGCAGGAAGAAUGUUGAAAAAGUGUUGCAGUUCAUUUCCUCCAGACACAUACGGAUGCCACACAUCUCUGCAAGAGAUAUUGUUGAGGGCAGUCUGAAAUCCAUCAUGAGGAUCAUACUAGCGUUGGCUGCUCAUUUCAAGCCCUCUGCCAAUCACAGAGCAGCGUCACGAAAUGGAAGAACCUCAACUAGUGCCUCGACCAAUCACAAUCCUCUGUCAACUGUGGCUCUGGCCCAAGGAGCAGCUGCAGCUCUUGCUUCAGCACGCAUCGAUGCCUCCCAGGCCCCGUGCAGCACACGUCUGCACAGUUGGGAUUCUGAGGGGGAGAAGAGUGUAUCUGUGCGUGCGUUGGUUAAGCAAUAUGAAAGGAAAUCCCCUGAUGAGCUGGAAAUUGAAAUCUCCAAUAGCCUGAGCUCUGUCAGUCCAUUCUCCUCUCCGAGAACUGGCCCAAGCUUCCAGUCUGAGAGACUUCAAGAGGAGGAGCACGAAAGCACAGUUAAAUCCAGUGUUUCUGUAGUAACAUCAUGGGAAGACUCCAUUAGUGAUGACUUGGAGAAAGAAGUGCUGGAGACUCGCCAAAUGGUCUCAGCCUUACAGACUUUGCUACUUCACGGUUCACUGCCUGAGGACAACCAGGAUGUGUCUUUGAAACUAGAUCAAUGCAGCGACGAACAACAACUGACCGUCCUUCGCAGCCACCUCGACCAAAGCAUGGAGGAGGCAAAGGACCUCAAGAGAGAGGUGUUGCGCUGCAAGCAAGAAAUUAGAAACUUACAAGGGAUAAAGGAGGCCCAGCAGCAGAGACUGGGCACUCAAGAAGCAUCCAUCCUUCAAAUUAAGCAGGAGCUACUGAGGGCUAGCAUGACACGCGACGAACUCAACAACCAGAAUGCGGAACUACAGUGGAAGAUUGAAGAAUCAAACAGAUUAUGGGGAGAAUGCAAGAAAGAGAUUGUACAAAAAGAUCGACUCUUGCAACAGCUGAGACACAAACUUGAAGAAAGCCAGAAGCAACAGAGUGAACUGCAGCGAGAGUUGGAGCAUAAGAAGACAAAGCUACAAGAGCUGAGAAGCAGAGAUUUGCAACAUAUGUCCACAGAUAACAAUGGAUGUUUUAACCCAGGAACCCCAACAUGUGCGACAGAGGAGGUGCAGCUGCUCAGAGACUCACUGAGGAGUUUGAGGAAUAACUUCCGUGAGCAUGACCCUCAGCAGCACACUCUGGACACUCUGGAGCAGGGCAUCGUGUCGCUGAUGGACAGACUGCAUGUGCUGCAGCCAAACAGGGGUAGGGGGAAAUCUCCAAGGCGGAAAGAGAUGAGUCAACCCCAAGUCACUUCAUCUGCGUCAACAAAAUGUCUUUAUUUCACUGGAAAAUCUCCUACACCUUCAAUGAUCCACAUACCAAAAAGACUUGGUGAAGUGACUCUUAAAGACGUGAAGGCAGCUGUCGAUCGGGAGCGAAACUACAGGUACCACUUUAAAGCUCUGGACCCUGAGUUUGGCACCGUGAAGGAGGAGGUUUUCCUGGAUGGAGCGAUAGUUCCGGGCUGGGAGGGGAAAAUUGUUGCCUGGUUAGAAGAAGAUGGUCAAGAAAGGCCUGUGUAA
Messenger RNA from Knipowitschia caucasica, 1851 nucleotides. NCBI's taxonomy places the organism in Eukaryota, Metazoa, Chordata, Actinopteri, Gobiiformes, Gobiidae. The record is from the annotation of a GenBank genome assembly.